Arabis nemorensis is the source of this 171-nucleotide messenger RNA. NCBI's taxonomy places the organism in Eukaryota, Viridiplantae, Streptophyta, Magnoliopsida, Brassicales, Brassicaceae. The record is from the annotation of a GenBank genome assembly.
AUGUCUUCACCACUAUGGCAGCCAAUCCUACUACCGGAUUCCUCUGCUUCCACUGCAGCUGCAGCCUCGUCUCCCAGGAAAACCCGAGUCCCUUACGCAAUCGACUUCACCGCUAAACCAUCUGAUCAAGAGAUCUCAGAUUACACGCUCAUCGGAGGAAACUUACUGUAA